Messenger RNA from Pseudogymnoascus destructans, 1636 nucleotides. RefSeq lists its product as uncharacterized. The coding region runs from base 334 to 1458 and encodes 374 amino acids. Gene Ontology annotation, molecular function: NADPH dehydrogenase activity; FMN binding. The transcript has 2 exons. NCBI's taxonomy places the organism in Eukaryota, Fungi, Ascomycota, Leotiomycetes, Thelebolales, Thelebolaceae. The record is from RefSeq and is a predicted model, not a curated record.
CCGCGAAAUACAAAAGUGCGAUCUAGGAACGAGCCGAGGUGUGGGCGAGAAAUGCAGAAAUUUCAUUGGCGACAACUAGAAAUUGCGUGCACUAUACUUUCAAUGGGCCCUACAAGCCGUGCUCGAUCGGUGUUUCGAAGGCCAUCAAGCAUACUGUUGUCGCCAAUGAAGAGUUAGUGGGGGAGUGGAGGAGGGGAGAGGGCCGGUUAUAAGAACCCCUCCUAGGCCGGCAAUAGAGAUCAAGAGAAUGAAACAAGAUAUAAGACUUGCCUUGGCCUGCUCAUCACUCACCCAAGAACAACUCUCCCAUCCACUCUUUUGCAAACCGCCACAAUGACAGUCACUCAAAGCAACCUUUUCGCCCCCCUUUCCCUCGGCAACCACACCCUCCAACACCGCCUCGCCCUCGCGCCCCUCACCCGUUUCCGCGCGACCGAUGCCCAUGUUCCCCUCCCCAUGGUAGCAACCCACUAUGCCCAGCGCGCCUCUACUCCCGGCACCCUCCUCAUCACCGAAGCGACGUAUGUCUCUCCUGCCGCUGUUGGCUACAAACAUGCCCCGGGAAUCUACAACGCCGCCCAGAUUGCCGCCUGGAAGCCCGUCACUAAAGCCGUGCACGCCCGUGGAGGUAUCAUCUUCAGCCAGCUGUGGGCUCUUGGGCGCACUGCGGACAAGGAGGGCGCCGAGAGUGAGGGACAGACCGUCAAGGCACCUAGCGCCAUCGCGGCGCCCGGUGGUGCGCUUCCGGAGGCUCUCACGGAGGAGGAGAUCCAGCAGUACAUCCGCGACUAUGCGCAGGCAGCGCGGAACGCCAUCGAGGCCGGCUUCGACGGCGUGGAGGUCCACAACGCGAAUGGAUACCUGCCCCACGAGUUCCUGGAGGAAGUGAGCAACCAGCGCACCGAUCACUGGGGAGGGAGUGUUGAGAAGCGCUUACGCUUCGGAAUCGCGGUAGUCAAGGCUGUUGUUGAGGCUGUCGGUGCCGAGAGGGUCGGUAUCAGAUUGAGCCCUUACUUUAAGGGGUACGGAAUGAACGUUGUUGAUCCGACCGAGCAGUUCACGUACUUCGUGAAUGAGCUGAAGAAGUUCAAUCUCGCUUACUUGCAUCUUGUCGAGGGCCGAUUCGAUGGAACCAAGGAGGAGAGGGACUCUGUUCGCUUCCUGGCCGAGGUAUGGGGCAAGGAGAAGCCGUUGUUGAUUGCUGGUGGAUUCGACGGCGAGAGCGCGAAGGAGCUCGUGAAAGAGUAUGAGGGAUUCAAGCUUGUCGUUGUCUUCGGGCGCCACUUUAUCGCGAACCCGGAUUUGGUGUACAGGAUCCGCGAGGGACUAGCGCUAACGCCGUACAACCGCAAGACGUUCUACAACGCCAUGCAAGAAGAGGGGUACACCGAUUAUCCGUUCAGCAAGGAGUUUUUGGCUAGCAGAGAGGCGCCAUUGAAGAUUAAGAGCAAAGCUUAAGUGGGAAUGGUUUUUGCAUAGCGUGGGUACGGGAGUUUAGACUUGUUUUGCAAUUUGAUACCAAAUUAUAUCGUUUUACAAAUACUAGCAGUUAAGAAUGUGGACUACGCUGAAGAUCUAGCGGCUGAACAAAUGUAUAGCUAGCUAGCGUCUUGCCCACACAUAAGAGAGAAUAUUC